AUGACUGUGCUUCCUCCAUUAAAUACGUUCAGGCGUGCGAUUUUCGAGGUAGACGCUGGCGUAUCUGUCAGUAUCAUGAUGAAGUUUUCUGGAGAGUGGACCGGCCAGGGUCAGCCAUAUAAACAGCAACCUGCAGAGCCAGAGCAGAAAAUUGUCUCAUCUAAGAUGAACCCUGCGGCCCCUGUGCGCCACAAUGGUCCCACGAGUGCCACCACGACGGUGGCACUCAUCUAUGGAGGAACAGAAUUACUCGGGGCCCAAGCGGUUGGAGAACACAUUCUAGAGCUUCCAUCCCAGGCGACUCUGACAGUCGUUUCCCAAGUCUGCGGACACGAAGUCGGCUACUGGAGCCAAGGCGAGUGGUUCCCUGCUCGCGUCAAAAAAUUGGCAAUGUUCCAGCGCUUCCUACCAUGCAAGGCCGUACCGUCAUCCCAUAACGUCAUGAGCAUCAUGAAGCUGACUGCAACAGAAUGGAAGAUUGGAUGGCGCCGAGAUGCUCGAUGUUGCGCGAUCUUUGGGAACAUGGGACAGGCGCACCGAUACGUGCUGGGAUACGACAAGGGUCAUCAAAUGAGGAUCUCAAGGCCUCGUAUCAUGCGCAGCUGUCGAGUAGUGCCAUCUGCACUCGCAGACUCUGCAGAUGGCCUAGCAUUGCCUGGGGUCCCAGUUCCAGUUGCCGUUUCGGCUCAUGGCUGUGAUGUCUCAACACGCCAUGAUAAGCGAAAAGCGGGAUGGCGGCGGAAGAUGCGAGCUGUGCCUCGAGCAUUUGGUGCCCCGCAGACAAUCAGAGGAGUCACUGCAAUGAGUGUGAUUCACUCGAUCGCAUGGUGCACGCCUGUUCACAAGUCGAGCAAUGCGCCUGUGCACGGGUUGGGUGAAUGUCUUGAUUUUGAAGUGCUGCUGUCCUUCCUGCCCGCAAUGCCCGAGCCGAAAGCAAACAAGCGAGCGAGUCUGGCACAGCUGAUGAAUGCCGGCUUCCAACGAGAGGGUCUGGGCCAGACGUUGCCAACAGGCGAAAGUAGAUGGAAAAUCCGUGACAAGCGAGGCAGGACGGAUGGACAAGAAGUAACUGUUUCGAGUGGAAGGGGAGGUGUCAACACGAGAAAGGCCAGACACACACACUUCUCACGACGUUCGGGAUUUGUAGAGUCGUCAGCAGUCCAGAAGAAGGAUUUGUCCCGGAUGCAUUGGAGCGAGAUCGUGGCUGCGGUUUUUGAUAAAGGGCCGGAGUUCGCCAUCUCCGCGAUCUGGAAGAUCAUCGGUGUGGACAGGGCAUCUUGGAGCAUCUGGACGCGAUCUCGGAAAUUUGUUUUGCAGGAGAGAGAUAGGGCAGCCGAUUGCCUGGGCGACGGCCCCCAGCCCUCCACGGCUCGAGGUGAAUCGUCGUUCCUCGCUGAAUGGGCAUUCGAAGAGUCCAGCCUAGCGGGUAGCUGCUGCAAUGGCACUUACAGCGCAGGUCUCACACAGUCCGUGACAUAUGAGGCACUCGCCCCAAGCAAGCGACAUCCAUCGCCCGACGUGCGGCCCAAGGGUCCGGCGCAGCGCAUCGCAGCUACUACCGGGCGGACGGGCUUCUGGGUCCAGGACCUGAGCACUGAGGACGUGCCGUGCUGUGCGAACGAACCUCGCUUCGGUGCCGGCACGAAGGACUCGGAGGAUAUGCCUGUGCUGCUUCUUUUCGUGGCAGACGUCUUCAACGUGUCAGACGACAUGGGUCACGACGCACCUACGCUCAACUUCGUGCUCGUGCGAUCACCACGCUCCCAUCGACGCAGCGGGUAG
Laetiporus sulphureus 93-53 is the source of this 1782-nucleotide messenger RNA. RefSeq lists its product as uncharacterized. Bases 1 to 1782 code for a protein of 593 amino acids. NCBI's taxonomy places the organism in Eukaryota, Fungi, Basidiomycota, Agaricomycetes, Polyporales, Laetiporaceae. The record is from RefSeq and is a predicted model, not a curated record. The transcript has 15 exons.